This is a messenger RNA of Pomacea canaliculata, 2143 nucleotides long. RefSeq names its product coiled-coil domain-containing protein 96-like. NCBI's taxonomy places the organism in Eukaryota, Metazoa, Mollusca, Gastropoda, Architaenioglossa, Ampullariidae. Bases 4 to 1833 code for a protein of 609 amino acids. The transcript is spliced from 13 exons. Gene Ontology annotation, biological process: cilium assembly. Gene Ontology annotation, cellular component: axoneme; ciliary basal body. The record is from RefSeq and is a predicted model, not a curated record.
GCCAUGUUGGCAGAAAUGGGUCUGCUUUAUGAGAGCCUUUCUAAGCCUUGCACCGCUGGCAAAGCAAUAAGAGUGAUCUCUCACUGCGACUUGCUUUCCUUAACAACCAAAAUGGCUGACACUGAGGGAGAGACACUAGAAACUAUGGAACAGUCACCAGGAGAGACAGAAGAAGAUAAGACAUCUGCAGUUACAGAGCAAAAGUCAGAAGAAGAGCCUAUAGCUUUGGAUGAGAAGCCAGAGUCAGUUGAUUUGCCUCCUGCCAGUGAUGAAGGAGAUGCUCAAACAACAGAGGAGCCAGGAGUCACUGGAGCAGAAACAUCCUCACCAAAUGGUGAAAGUGAAGUAACAGGCCAUGAUGAAUCUGUUGGAGAUAAAACUGCCACUGACUUAGAAGUAGAAGAGAAGAAAGGUGGAGAAGAAGAUGAAAAGGGAGAACAAUCAGAAAGAAAAGAUGAUGAAGAAGAAAAGAAAGAAGAGGAAGUUGGUCAAUCUGUAAGAGAAGAUGACAAUGAAGAUGAAAAACCAGAGGAAGAAGAUAACAAGGAUUUAGGUAAUGAAGAAGUGGAGACAUCAGGUGAUGCGCAAGUCGAUGAAGGAAGAGAAGAGGAGUCAAAAUCCCCUCUUCCACAGACUGACUCAUUUGCUGAGGGUGAGCGACCAGAAAGUCGGGAAGCAAUUCAUGUUGGGGAGAAACUGUCACGUGAGCCAACACCAACAAAACAUAUUUAUGAAGAAAGCAUUUUACCUGAAAUACUUCGCCCAGGCACUCCAGAAAGAAAAGGACCGGAAACACCUUCCUUUCACGCAGAAGAGGAAGAAAAGGCUGAACAUUAUGAAGAGAAGUUUGACAGAGAACCCCUGAUUGAGAGAUACCAUAUGGCGCUAGCAGAUCGAGAGCAACUGCUGCAACAGAAUUAUUACCUGCAAAAUAAGAUAGCAGAAUAUUUCCGCAAGAAGAAAAGUGAUGAACGACAAGACUAUGAAAAGAACGUUACAGAUCAAGAACAGAGAUACCUGAAGUAUAUGGCCCAGCUUGACGAACUCCAACAGCAGUAUAGGACAGAAAAGGAUAGAUAUGAGCAGCAGAUAGAAGACUUAAAGACACGCUGUGAAGAAAAACAGAAGCAUGUAGAUGCAGAACACACUCGCUUUGCAGAGUUUAAAAAACAAGUUGCACUUAAUGCCAUAAAUAGUCGUUCUGGAAAACCAAUUCCACCUAAGGACAUUGAGCAGUUCCUGGUUAAUGAAAAUAAGAAAGAGCAGGAGGUUGUUAACGUGAGACUGGAGAACAUCAAACUAAAGAAUAAACUCAAGAAGAAGGAACAGCAGCUGAAGUCCAAGGAGGAGCUUGCCGAGGGACUUCAUCUCAUAGACUUUGAACAACUCAAGAUUGAAAACCAGACCUAUAACGAAAAAAUCGAGGAGCGAAAUGAAGAGCUCCUUAAGCUGCGGAAGAAAAUUACCAGCACUGUGCAGGUUCUGACACACCUGAAGGAGAAGCUUCAGUAUGUGCAGGGGGAGAACCACAUACAAAAGGCCAACCUCAUGGAAGUAGAGGCUCAAGCAGCACAGAAACGAGAUAUUCUGUCGCGGACCAAGCAGGCCAGAGAUGCCCUACGCAUUGACAACGUAAAGAUGCGACAGAGCUGCGGGCUGCUGGGCAACGAGCAGCUGCUCAGGGACUUCCAGGAUCGCAAGGACGAGGGAGAGGAGCUGCAGACCAAACUGAACCGCCUCAAAGUGCAUCAUGCUGAGCUGACGCUCAACAGCAGCCACGUACGACGUAAGAUUGACCAGGUGCGCGCAGAUCGCGAAGAGGGGGACGACUAAAUCGGCUAAGAGUGCUGCAGGGAGUAGUGGGGAGGGGUGAAAUGGGGUUGGCGAAGGUGUCACAAUGACAGCAACACAGCAGACUGUUUUCUCUGUGUCAACAUCACGUCCUUUCUACAGGUUUUUGUAUAUCCACUACGUAAAGUGUUUUAUUUGAAUAUUAGGUGAGUACGUGCUUUGCGAACAUGGAGGGUUUGGAAACCACGCAUACCUUCAGCAAAUAAAAAAAAGAACUAAACAAAAAACAGAACUUGAUUAAAUUCCUUGCAAUGUGUCUUACAAUAAAGUCAGUGUUUGUACAGAAACAAAA